AUGUGCUGGGCCGAGUGCCCCAUGGCGUUCCCCGUCGAGUGCGGCUUCCAGUGCAUCCGCCAGAACGACGACUGCGGCUCCGAGAUCUACGCCAAGUUCGUGAGUGUGGCCAACGCCUUCUUCUCGGUGCAGAUCCUGGGUGUCUUUGGAUCCUUCGCCAAGCUCUCCAAGACGGUGCGCGUCGGCAUCAAGUGCGCGCGUGCCAUGUUCGGCACGAUCCGCGCUAUCGUCAACUACAUCCGAGCGCUCAAGGUGUCGGACCCGCAGCUGGCGGAGGACAAGAUCCUGCUGGCCCUCUACCAGACGAGCUACAUCACCAUCGACCUGCCUGUAAGUAUCGUCAUGUGCAUGGGCAAGUCUUACCCGUGGGAGGUGCUAGACCCCGCCAGUGUGCUCAUUGGCACGGUGCAGGUGAUGCUGGGCGAGAUCCUGGCCCGCCAGGACAACAUCACCAAGUCCUGGGGCAAGUUCAAGGCCUUCCUCACGGGCUCCAACUUCACGUACGCCGUGAACGACUUGAACGAGACCGAGAUCUCGUCGCUCAAGACCGGAAUGGAGUCCAAUUCCACGUGCGGCUACGAGCUGCAGCGGCUCACGGACCGCACGUGGCGCACGAUCGCCGAGAUGAAGCAGGAGAACCCGGAGAUCUCCACGGACGACCUGCGCGUGGCCGUGUACAAGUCGGACUUGAUGCUGCACGACAUCCCGACGGUCACCAACAACUGCAUGGACCAAAUGAUCCUCGAGUCGGACGAAGCCACGGCCUACAAGACGCGCGACACGCUGCGCAAGACAUACGGCGUGAUCGUGGACGACUUGAUCGACAAGGGCAAGAGCGACAACGGCACGUCGCUCACGGCCAAGCAGUACACACGCGUGGUGGCCGACAAGGUCUUGAUGACGAUCGCCACGCUCUUCUACAUCGACCUCACGCGUAUCUCGGGCAUGCUGUCCGAGUACAUCCAGAUCAUCUGCGGGCCCACGCAGCUCGUGGGCGAGAUCGACGACGGCACGGACGACAACACGCUUGGACUGCGGAUCGUCGGCGCCGCCUUCAAGGGCAGCACGAGCUCCUGGAAGCGCCGGGGCGACGGCGUCGUCCGCAUCACCUUCGUGAGCACCGACACCAAGGACGUGACGGUCAACAUCAUCUCGGGCGGCGACAAGUUCGACGAGCAGGACGUCCCCGCGGGCAAGACCGUGACUUGGACAUCCAACGUGACGGCGCUGGGCGGCAGGACGCUGUACCUUGAUCGCUGGCGGCCUGGGUUCCUGGGUCUGCCGGGUACCGGCGGUGGGUCGUUGAAGCUCUGGGUGCCUCGCGCGAGCGAAGGCGGCCACCUCGACCUCACCGCCAAGCUCAACGUGAGCUAG
Phytophthora sojae is the source of this 1374-nucleotide messenger RNA. RefSeq lists its product as hypothetical. The transcript has a single exon. Lineage: Eukaryota; Oomycota; Peronosporomycetes; Peronosporales; Peronosporaceae. Bases 1 to 1374 code for a protein of 457 amino acids. The record is from RefSeq and is a predicted model, not a curated record.